AUGUUGGGUACUGGCUUGAACUUCGGGCCCGCUCGCGGAGAGGAUCGGUUCUAUUCUCCGGCGAAAGUUCGCCGGUCGUUUCAUACCAUGGAGAAUGACAAGCUGCGUAGGGCCCACAGCGACGUCACCGGGAGAGACAAAUCGGUGGAUUUUGGUAGCCGGGUACCGGAGAACCGGGUCGGGUCAGAAGAGGAGGAGGCGAAAAAGGGUGGUGCGGUGCCUUCGUGUGAACUGAUUGUGAACCGGUUGAGUAAUCUGGAGCGGUUCUUGCAGGCGAUCACGCCCUCCGUGCCUGCUCAGUAUCACCCUAAGAGGACGGCGAGAGGCCUUAGGGCGUGCGAUGAGGAGUCUCAGCCGUACUUUAUUCUUGGUGAUUUGUGGGAGUCUUUCCGGGAAUGGAGUGCGUAUGGCGCUGGAGUUCCGCUUGUACUAAAUGACAAGGAUAGUGUUGUUCAGUAUUACGUUCCGUAUCUUUCUGGAAUUCAAAUUUAUUCCCAGAAUGCGAAGCCAACUGUAAAGUCAAGGCAACUUGGGGAGGAUAGUGACAGCGAUUUCAGGGACUCAAGUAGUGAUGGUAGCAGUGAUUGUGAACCCGUACAUGGAAGGGAAUUGAAAUACGUGAGGGAACAAAGAAAUCUUCCCCAUCUGUUGGAUGAGGUACCUCAACGCAUGGGUAGAUUAUCUUUGAGAGACCACCAUUCCCUUCCACAAGACGGGUUUUCUAGUGAUGAUGGAGAUUCUGUCAAUUCUCGGGGUUACUUGAUUUUUGAGUAUCUUGAACGUGACCCUCCUUACAGCCGUGAGCCUUUGGCUGACAAGAUAAUGGACCUUGCUUUUCGUUUUCCUGAAUUGAUGUCCCUUAGAAGUUGUGAUAUACUGGCAUCAAGUUGGAUAUCUGUAGCCUGGUAUCCAAUUUACAGGAUACCAACCGGCCCAACAUUAAAAGAUCUUGAUGCUUGUUUUCUGACAUACCAUAAUCUCUAUACUCCUAUGGGAGGUACACAAAGAAUGCAGACCCCCAUGGACAAUGUCCAUAUGUCUUUGCCUGUUUCUGGUCUUGCUUCAUACAAGUUCAAAGGAUCUCUGUGGACUCCUAAUGGUGGACAUGAACGCCAAUUAGCUAGCUCUCUUUUGCAGCGGGCUGAUGAUUUGUUAAGACUGCUUCAAGUCAGUCACCCAGAUUUCCAGUUUUUUAGCCGUUGA
Messenger RNA from Sphenostylis stenocarpa, 1203 nucleotides. NCBI's taxonomy places the organism in Eukaryota, Viridiplantae, Streptophyta, Magnoliopsida, Fabales, Fabaceae. The record is from the annotation of a GenBank genome assembly.